CCUAAAGCCUAAAGAAGAAAAGAAAGAGAUUAUCAUUCCAUUAAUCAAGACAAAUAACUGGAAAACUGAACAUGCCAAAAAAGCAAAGACUGAUAAGCCCCCUACACUUUCAGAUGGAAAUGGAGUGGAUGCAGAGGCAAUCAAGGAAAUUAUGCAAGAUACAGCUAAACAGCUAGACACCUGGCAGACUCGAGGCGUUGUUGAUCCAAAUAUUGAGAUUCCAUUGUUAAUGCAGAAUCAGGUGCCAGAAGGGUUUGAAACUGAUGAACACCUUGAUGUUUCAUUGAGACCUGAUGGGCCAGAAGACACUGAUUAUGAUGAAGUACCUAUAGAAGCGUUUGGUAUGGCAAUGUUGAAGGGAAUGGGCUGGAAACCUGGCACAGGUAUUGGGAAAAAUAACAAAGAUGUUGCCCCAGUGGAUGCUGUUCUCCGUCCUAAAGGAAUGGGCCUUGGUGCUGAUAGAAAGCAGGCUCAGACUUUAAAUAGUACUAAACAGGGAGGUAACUCAAAGAAAAAUGAGGAUUCAGGGGAGCUUACUAUGAAGAAAGGUGCUCAUUGUUUGAUACAAAAUGGACCACAUAAAGAUCUUUAUGCAGUUAUAGAAGGACUAGACGAGGACAAUGCCAGGUUAAUGUUGAAGUUAACAGUUAGUGGUAAACUUGUUACUGUUAGUCAAUACAAUACAAAACUUGUUACCCAGGAAGAAUACAACAAAUACUCCAAAUAUAUCAACAAAGGUGCAGCAGAUAGGUAUAAAGAAAAAGAACAAAUUAGAAAGGAAAAGAAAUACAGAGACUCGGAUAGAGAGACUGAAUCACACAGAGAAAACAAACACAGAAAGGAAGAAGACCGGUUAUCAGCAGAUGAUGAUGUAUAUAAAGGUCAGCAUGAUAGAAAGAAGGAUAAAAAUAGAGAUAAAGACAGAUCAAACAAGAAAAGAAAACAUGAUGAUCUCAGAUCACAUGAUAAAUAUACCUCAUCUUCUUCAUAUACAAAUGGAGGCAGUAAAUCUCAAUCUUCUAUCUGGGUUCGUCCAAAGUUGCGGGUACGACUUGUUGAUGAACAAUACAAGAAAGGAAAAUAUUAUAAUAACAAGGUUGUAAUAGUUGAUGUAUCGGACAGGGAUCAUUGUAUGUGUAAAACAGAUGAUGGGAAAAUUUUAGAAGAUGUAUCACAGUCUAUGUUAGAAACUAUGGUGCCAAAAUCUGAUUCCUCUUACAUAUCUAUUGUGUCAGGAAAACACAAAGGACAGCUUGGGCAUGUGUUAGAAAGGGACAAGAAAAAAUGUCAAGCUUUAGUACAGUUAUUGAGUGACCGGGACAAAGUUUUACAACUGGACUAUGAUUGUAUAUGUGAAUAUGUUGGUGACAUAGAUGAGGAGUUUGACUUUUAAAACAUUAUAUUGAUUAUAUAAGUGCUUCUGUUUGAAAUGCAAUGAAACAACAUUAAAAAUAAAAUGAUGAUCAAUUAUUCUUUAUCUUCAAUACAUUGUAUUUCUUUAUGAAAAGUGACCAGUAUACCAAAAUAUAAUAGAUGUACAAUAUUUAUUCUACAUCUAAUAAAAGAUCAUUGUGUUCACUAUAUGAUAUGUCAACAUGUAACAAAAUUUGCAUGUACAGUUGUAUUUUCUUUACAAAUAUCUUUUCAAACAUAGAAACAAGAAAAAAAUACUGGUAUGAAAUUUC
Messenger RNA from Ruditapes philippinarum (Manila clam), 1685 nucleotides. Its product is annotated as G-patch domain and KOW motifs-containing protein-like. Gene Ontology annotation, cellular component: spliceosomal complex. Gene Ontology annotation, biological process: mRNA splicing, via spliceosome. The record is from RefSeq and is a predicted model, not a curated record. Lineage: Eukaryota; Metazoa; Mollusca; Bivalvia; Venerida; Veneridae. Gene Ontology annotation, molecular function: nucleic acid binding.